This is a messenger RNA of Glycine soja, 357 nucleotides long. RefSeq lists its product as uncharacterized. The record is from RefSeq and is a predicted model, not a curated record. The coding region runs from base 1 to 357 and encodes 118 amino acids. The transcript has a single exon. Lineage: Eukaryota; Viridiplantae; Streptophyta; Magnoliopsida; Fabales; Fabaceae.
AUGAAUGACUUGGUUUUUGUGAUGAAUAACUUGAAGUUAAAAAGUAAACAAAAUAGAAAAAGUAUUGCUCUUCCAUUUGAUGAGAUUGAGUCUGAUGAUGAAUGGAUAACUAAAGAGGGAUAUAAUGAUGAGGAUGAGCAACCUCAAGGUGAAGGUGAUGGUGUUGAAUUAGUAGGAGAUGUUGGAGGAAGUUCAAAUGAUCUAGUUGUAGAUGCUUUUGAUCUAGAUAAUUUAAUUUUGGUGGAACCUAAUGAUGAUGCACAAUCUGAGAAAGACCUUGAUGAUGAUGGAGAUGGUGAUGAAAGUGAUGGUAUUCAUGUAGAUGAUCAUAUUAGAGGAUUGGACAUGGUUCUUUGA